AUGUCUAGGGCCCAGCUGUACCGCGAAUACAAGCUCGUUGUCGUUGGUGGUGGAGGUGUCGGCAAAUCGGCACUCACAAUCCAGUUUAUUCAGUCCCAUUUUGUCGACGAAUACGACCCCACUAUCGAAGAUUCGUACCGCAAGCAGUGCGUAAUCGACGAUGAGGUUGCACUGCUCGACGUCCUCGACACUGCUGGCCAAGAGGAAUAUGGAGCGAUGCGCGAGCAAUACAUGCGGACAGGAGAGGGCUUUUUGCUUGUAUACUCGAUCACAUCCCGCAACUCGUUUGAAGAAAUCAGCACGUUCCACCAGCAGAUCCUGCGAGUCAAGGAUCGCGAUUCGUUCCCUAUGAUUGUCGUCGCCAAUAAGUGCGACCUGGAGUAUGAGAGGCAGGUUGGAAUGAACGAGGGGCGCGACUUGGCCAAGCAUUUCAAUACCAAGUUCAUUGAGACGUCUGCGAAGCAGCGCAUCAACGUCGAUGAGGCGUUCACCAACCUUGUCCGCGAGAUCCGCCGAUACAACAAGGACCAACAAGCUCGUCCCGGAGGAACUUCCAGUGGCGGACCUCAGCGUAUGGACGCCGAGGAAGGUACCGCUGAUGGCGGUUGCUGUGGAGGCUGUGUGGUCGUCUAA
Molecule: messenger RNA, 633 nt
Organism: Rhizoctonia solani
Lineage: Eukaryota; Fungi; Basidiomycota; Agaricomycetes; Cantharellales; Ceratobasidiaceae
Product: Ras-like protein, 24 kDa
Exons: 7
Coding region: 1-633 (210 amino acids)
Biological process (GO): signal transduction
Cellular component (GO): plasma membrane
Molecular function (GO): GDP binding; GTPase activity; GTP binding
Source: RefSeq, a predicted model, not a curated record